Messenger RNA from Drosophila mojavensis, 6588 nucleotides. RefSeq lists its product as uncharacterized. Gene Ontology annotation, cellular component: membrane. The record is from RefSeq and is a predicted model, not a curated record. Bases 1042 to 2031 code for a protein of 329 amino acids. Gene Ontology annotation, biological process: regulation of cell differentiation. Lineage: Eukaryota; Metazoa; Arthropoda; Insecta; Diptera; Drosophilidae. The transcript has 5 exons.
GCAGCGUCUGUUAGUCGAGUUUCGACCGUUCAAUCAGACAGAAGUGCGACAGCGGUGGAAGCCCAGCCAAAGUUUACAGCAGGCAAUCAGCUCCAGGGAGGAAGCAGCAGCAGCAGAAACUGAAGCAAUUGUGGUGGCAAACGGCACUCAGUGGAAUUGGAGGAGAAGAAGAACAACAACAGUAUCAGCAGCUCUACAGUCGAAGCUGAAGCAACGCAUUCUGUUUCACACUGCGAGUGCGAUUUUAUUGACGGCCAGCAGGAGAGAGGCGCAUUGGUUAAUCAUCGCGGAUGCCUGGCCGGAGUGCCGGACCCUGAUCAACUCCGGACCCCCGGAGAGCGGGCCAGAGAUAAGUGCAGAAGAAACCGCAACUGGACAGUUGAUUUGAGGCUGGGGCAGGACCCCAUUCGAUCAUCACCAGCGAUUGAUAGCAGACACAGGGCCAAUACCAUCUAGGCCUAGAGAAGGCGUUGCUGGCACUUUCGACAAAACAACAUCCACAACAACAACAACAACAACAGUAACAGAAACAACAACAACAACAGCACAAACGCCAGCGACUAGGAGACCUGAACGGCGAAACGAAAGUGAAAGCAACGUUAACCAUCGAAAAAAAAAACACACACACAUUUGUGUACUCAAAUGUGUUUCUGUGUCUUAUUCUGUGUGUGUCUGUCUGUUUGUAUGUGUGUAUUGACGUGCCUGUGAGCUUGCAAUAACUUUCAGAACGGAAAACGCGCGAUUUUCUAUGCUCUUCCCGGCAACAACUGAAGGAUACUCGCAACGGCAACGGCAACGACAACGGCUCUCUCCCUGUCGAUGUGAAAAUCCGAGCCGGAGUCCAUUUGAAGUGCUAAUGAAGCAAACGUUGCGUCCCAUCUAGUCACCCACUUACCAUCAAUCAGCACUUGAACUGCUUUAGCUAUCAAUUAACCUAUAACGAAGCUGCCAAUCUAAUCACAGCCAACAACAAAAGAGAAACAAACACCGCCACCUCGAUCACAGACAAAUCAACAAAGACCACACACACACACUAUCAACAUGUUCUCCAUGUGCAAAAAGGUGAAGCCGAGAAGCGAGGACUCCUCAACAACAUCUCAGCAAAUGCAUGACUUGGAGAGCGCGGGCAAGCAAAUCAAAGGCGGCUACCUUCUGCGCUACAAAAAACAAAUGCUGUGGAAUCGGUGGUCAGAGGAAUGGGUUAUACUGUACGAUGACUCCACCAUGGCCUGGUUUACGGAGCCAGGUCGCUCGGCACCAACCGGCAAGGUGUUGGUCAAGGAAGCGCCAGAGAUGCUGGCCAUAGCCCAUUGGACUGGGCAAGUUCCGCGUCGUCCGCCGUUGCCCAAUGGCGUCAGUGUGUCGCAGCUAAUUGCACUUGGGUCGCGGCGUAAGCGAUCCAAGGUCUAUUGGAUGCUGGCCAAGUCGGAGCAGGAGGUGGGCGAUUGGAUUGAGGCGAUAACCAAAACCUUGCCGCCGCCGCCGCAAAUCGAACUGGUCGUGGAUAAGCCCCAGCUGAUGAAUGUAUUGCGUCGUCCACUGGUGCGAAUAAGACCGCACGACGCUAUGUUGUCAACCACAGCGCCCACCAACUCUGAGGUGAAGCAGCGCAAGUCGGUGGCCCACAAGACCAGUCGGCAUCAUCGCAGCUCCUCAGCGGCCUUGACCACAGAGCGAAUGCUCCACAAUCAGAAUCCGCUGAUCAAAAGCGAUGCGGCCGUGGCCAUAUUGAGCAAGAAGUCGGACUCGAAGGCAUCGCUGGCCUGCGCCUUGCCCUGGGGACACGGCUGGGGCUGGGCCACGUUGCCCAACGGCGUCUGGAGCGGCGGCCUCACCUGGUCGCAGUGCGAGGACACCUUCACACUGCACGCACUCCCAACCACACACUGCACGAAUCUCGUGGAGAACUCGUGCAGCGGCGCCAUCUAUCACACAGACAUUGGCGGCUUUGACUUUCACUCGUCGGGCGUCGACGAUUUGGGCGGCGAGGACUUUGACUAUGCCAUGGACUGUGGCGAUUUUAUAUUUUAAAUCUAUCCACUUGAACACUACGCUUCCAUUUCCCCCCAAGCUACACUAUCUCUACACUAUCUCUAACUCUUUGCCAGCGUGGCCAACGUUGGAACUCAUCCAAGAAUUGAUAAGUCGCCAACACCUUCGCAAAUUUACCUGUGCUAAUUUUUUAUUUCUCAUUAUUGUUUAUUAUUGUUUAUUGUUUGGCGGCGGUAAUCGACAGAGCUGUUUAUACAUAUGUGUGUGUGUGUGUGUGUGUAUGUAUAUGUACUUGUCUGUGUUUUCCAUGACGUACAUAAACAUAUAUCUAUAUAUGCAUUUGUGUAUGUAUGCCCCCAUAUAUACACACACACAAACGCAUCGCGCAUACGCAACGUGGUGCAUCCAUCUGGUCUGUAUGGCGGCGCAGCAUCUGCGUGGCUCUGUUAAUUGAGUUUGGAGUUUGGAGCCGUGCGUGUUAUUGUUGCCAGCUUGCCAAUUAGCGAGCUCGAGCUGCAUCCAAUUGGAAAGUUAAGCUCCAGCUUGCGAGCGCAGCACAUUGAAUUAAAGUCAAAGAGAACAAUUAAUUGCCAGCUGUGUGGGUUUUGGGAGGGCGAGUGUGUGUGUCCAAAUUAUAAACCUAAUUAAUGUCAUACAUAUCCGCACUCAUGCAGUCAGCAUGCUGGCAGCACCCACAAAGCGAAAGCGAGAGAAUUCCAUGAGCUGCCUGGUACCCAAAAGUAUGCAACAAUUUCGUGCAAAUCAAAUGACUCCAAAAAAACAAAAUGGUACAAAACUAUAUUUUUAUCAGUUUUUUUUUUUAAACUUUCUCUCUCUAUGUCUCUCUCUCUCUCUCUCCAUUAUCUCAUCCAGAAUACGCAUCUGCAUUUUAUAAUAUUUUUAUAAUUUAGUAUUAAGGUCAUUAACCGAAACUGAUAGUUAUUCGGAGCUGAGUGGAAUAUACUGUCUAUGGCUACAUAGCACACUUUUGUAUUCUACUAUCUAUAGAUAUACUAUAGAAUGUAAUGGAACUAACAUCAGGCAAGAGGAAAACCAGGUUAUUGAAAUAUACACAGUUAAUCCUAGUAAGAAUUCAUAUUCAUAUGAAUAAUCCAAGCACACCCAGGCCAGUUUGAAAAAACUAAAUAACACCAGCCCACCCGUACUGAUAAAAUAUUAACAAACAAAUAAUAUAGUAUUAGCAUUAAUUAUACAAAUAUACACAAAGAAAAUGAAGAAGAAAAAAAAUGUACGUAUAUCGAAUCAAACCUCUAUUUAUGAUUUCAGGUCUGUCCUUUGCAGGCCGCUCCAUUUCGAGCUGAAUCUCCCGAUGAAGUUCAGUCUCUUGGAGAUGCCAUAAUUAUCGAUUAUGAUCGAUACCUAUAGUAUCUCAUCUUAAAUAGGUUUUCCAUUGCAAUGAAAUCGUUAUCCUCGUUACAUAGUGGUUCUAUUAGCAUCCUGCUAAAGUCACUCACUGCGAGGGGUAACGAUAAUGAGUUGAGUUCGUAUUUAAAAAUAGUUUGUAUAGAAGUUUACAAGUGUAUAUUGUUAUGAAUAUAUAUAUAUAUAUAUAUUCAAAAAAUACGUAUAAGAUACAACAAAAAACACACAUAAAUUCAUUUUUUAAGUUGCAAAAACCAAAAACGUGCCGUAGAUCUCGAUGUUAGGAAUUAAAUAUUUUGAUUAAAUUAAGAAUCUCUAAGAUACAAUUAACGUUUCCCAUCAACUGAUAUUUUUCUGUUAUCUAUUGUUGACUUCCAAUUCUAAGAAUUUUUUAACUUUUUUGUUUAUGUCAGGCGCUUUUAUUCCUAAUAUCAGAUUAAUGAAACGGUCAUUCCAAACUCACCAAAAAAGUUCACAUCAUCACAGUUCACACUAGGGUAAUUUUCGACAAACAAACAUAAACCUUUAAGGGGUUUAGAAAAAUAAAAUGAAAAAAAAUUUUUGCAAAUUUUGAACAUUUUUGUGCACAAGUGCACAAAAAACGCCGCUACGGAAACCUUGAACAAGAAUAUUAAGAGAUGUAAUGAUAGAAUAGUUGUGUCUUUAUGGACAGAAAACAUAGAAAUUUAAUUAAAAAUUGUUGAAAACCAAAUACAUAUAUUUACAUAGACAAAUACAAAAUGAAACAAAACAUUUGUGCAGGUAUUCAUAGUGUUGAAAAUUUAAAAAAAAAAAAAAAAAAAAAAUACAAAAUGUUAAAAACAAAACGAAAACAAGAUAAGUCAAGAAAAAAUGUUUGAUAUUACGGGUAACCAGAAAAGCAGAGUGUCUCUCUCUCACUCUCUCUCGGUCUCUCUCUCUCCCAUUUUGUGUCUCAGAUAAUGACAAAUAAUAAGUGUGCGGCUUCUCUGUAGGGUGGUAGUAGCCAUUGCCUAACAUCUGCAUGUGCACACUUUAACCAACACACGGAUAUGUACUUACGUAUGUGUGUCUAGCACACAAUUCCUGGAGUCGACAAAAGCCAAUAAACACAGCCAAAAGAUAAACAAACAAACUACAACCAAAGCCCAAGCCACGUGCUUGCAUAGGUAACAGAAGCUUUAGUCAAACAACAUCUCAACAUACAAGAGAUUGGUAAAUUAAUACCAAAAAAAGAAACAUAAAUUAAUAAAGAAAAUACAAUUAUAUAUAUAAAUGUUAUGUGAAUGUAAUAAAAAGCAAAAAAAAAAAAUUGUAAUAGAAAAAAAUGAAAACCAAAAAAAAAAAUCACAAAAUAAUGUAGACUAAAAGACUUAAGCAAUUGUCGUUUAGACGUUAAAUUAGAGCGCAUUGAAUGUUGGCUUUAAAUUGUUUAGAAAAGUAUCUAUAUUAUGUAUUGUAGUAGUACAAACUGGCGACAGCUGGCCGAUAUGCUUAUGGUAGUACGAGCCUAUCGUCAGCGUUAUCUUGUAGUCUGAAGUGUGAGCGAAAUGAAAUUCAGUGUGAAAGUCAAGCGAUGCGUGGCAGGAAAAGGAAGCGACGAAAAAUUGCAUCAAUUCAUCAAUUUAUGAAUAACUUGAAUACCAAAAAAAAAAAAAAAUAAAUAAAUAAAUAAAUCAAUAGGCAAAAUAUAUAAAAUGAAGAUAUAAGAAGAAGAAGAGUCAACACAAAACCAACUUCGACAAUCACGGAUAUAAAGAAUGAAGUUAAAACAUAUUACAAAUCUAAUAGGCUUUGCAUUGACUUGCGUUUGGUUAGGAAGAGUAGCAAGAAUACAUAAUAGUGCUUGAUAACGAUAUCGAUUUCGAUGCCUUGCACUUGAUAUGGAAAUUGAUCGGGUCGAUGGCAGGAGUUUUUUGUGGCAACUGUACUAGAAAGCAUCUAGCAUAGAAGCAUCUUAAAGUAGCCGCAAGCAUCGCACAAGAACUCCGUGACUAAGUGACAACCGUUUAUUGAGAAGGUCCAAAGUCGGGUUUUAAAUAUAGAGUACUUGGAUAUAUAUAUAUGUAUGUAUGUAUUUGUAUACGUACAUAGAAAUUGUACAUUAGUCCUCCGGUCUUUAUUUAUUGCCAAGCAUAUUUUAUAAUGUUUAUUAAACACGCCAAAAAAAAAAAAAAAAAACAAAAAAAAAAAAGAUAUAUAUAUAUAUAUGUAAAGAGAAAAAAUGAUUUUAGAUAAAUGUAAAUUUUUUUGUAGAUCACUUGUACACGUCAAAUAUGCAUUUCCAAUGAUUUUCGAAAGGCCAAAGUUUAUGAUUUGUAACUCGGAAAAGAUGCAACAUAGUUGAACUGAGUAAAAUGAUGAAUCUUCAGACAUAUGCACAUAUGCAUAUAUAUAUUGUAUAUAUACAUAUAUAUUGUAUAUUGUGUUUGUCUUGGGAAAGGCAAAUGAAAUAGAAAGACAAUUAAUUGAUUGGAGCAGAAUGAUGCGAGCCUCUGCUUUGGGUCAGCUUUGCGUAUGUCUGUGACAUUGCGUAUUCGACUCCUGGGCCAUGGCAUGGUUCGCAUGUUAUAUGAAACAAAUAAUAAGUAGUUCUUGUUGAUUAUCAGCUGACACUGCUGUUGAUGUUGCUACAAAAAAAAAAAAAAAAAAAAAAAACAAAACAAAAAAAAAAAAAGAUUGAAUUUGAUGUUGACGUUGCCGUGUCAUUGAUUUAGUGUAAGUAAUUGGCUUCGAAUGCUAUGCAUGUGCGUGUGUAUUUAUAAUUGAAUUCUUAAUUGUAUUUGUAAGCGCUGUAAAGUUUGUAUUCGAUUUUAGCAAAAUACAAAUAAUACAAAUGUAUACACACAGCACUAGACAAUGUAAGCAGCUUAUAUACACAGUAUACAAAACAAUACCACACGCAAGAAAUCCUAUAGAGAACCUCAGAGAGCCUAUAGUAAACUAAAUAAGAUCGUAAAUUGUUAAUAAUUCACACACACAUACAACACACUACCUACAGUUCAAAUGAAAAUACAAACGUAUAUAUGUAUGUAUAUAGCAUGUAUGUAUGUAUAUACAUUAGCUUUUCAUAUUGGAGACACGAUCCCCUACACUUGAAAAGUCUUUUGCUGUUGGUAUUGCCAUGUUUACAAUUACGACUAUGACAGAGCAAGACAAUGGUAAAACGAUAUCUGUAAUCUAAUAAAUUAUAUGAAUGUACACGGUGUCUAUAUUUUUAAUCCAGUAUAUAUA